Molecule: messenger RNA, 3675 nt
Organism: Cinclus cinclus
Lineage: Eukaryota; Metazoa; Chordata; Aves; Passeriformes; Cinclidae
Gene: EEIG2
Product: EEIG family member 2
Exons: 12
Coding region: 13-1254 (413 amino acids)
Source: RefSeq, a predicted model, not a curated record
CUCGCCCCGGGCAUGGGAGCGGAGCGGAGUGACCGGAGCGGAGCUGCCGUGGGCGCACCCCCGGGAAGACCCUGGCCGAUGGCCUUCAUCAUGAUGAAGAAGAAGAAAUUCAAGUUCCGCGUAGAGCUGGAACUGGACGAGCUUUCCUCCGUGCCCUUCGUCAACGGCAUUCUCUUCUGCAAGGUGCGGCUGCUGGACGGGGGCAGCUUCAGCGGGGAAUCCUCCCGCUGUGCCUCAGCCAUGGAGCAGUCAUCUGUCGUGCCAGUGGCUCCCCGAUCCAUGGGUAGCGAUGGGGAAGUAGUGCAGGCAAAUUGUGUCCGCUGGAAGAAAAAGUUCUUCUUUAUGUGUAAGAUCAGUGCCAGUGCUACAACAGGGAUUCUGGAUACUUGCACUUGCAGGGUGUCUGUACGGAAGGAAUUAAAAGGAGGAAAGUCAUAUGCAAAGCUGGGAUUUGCAGAUCUAAAUCUAGCAGAGUUUGCUGGAUCGGGAAAUACCACUCGUCGAUGUUUACUGGAAGGUUAUGAUACCAAAAAUACAAGACAAGAUAACUCCAUUCUCAAAGUUUUGAUCAACAUGCAGCUGAUGUCUGGAGACCCGUGCUUUAAAACGCCUCCUUCCACAGCAACAUCUAUAGCAAUUGCUGGAGAAUCAGAGUCUUUGCAUGAAGCCAGGAAAGGUGGAGAAAACUUAAAAGUAGCACAUCUGGGUAUAGCAGGCGUCUCAUCAAAGAGUGCCUCAGUCCCAGAUGAACUUGGUGCAUGUGGACAUUCCAGAACAUCAAGCUAUGCAAGUCAGCAAUCAAAACUGUCAGGAUAUAGCACGUGUCACUCUAGAUCAUCCAGUCUGUCUGAACUCUGCCACAGGAGAAACACCUCAGUGGGGAGCACCUCAGUGGGAAGUACCUCAACAGGAACUGGAAGUAUUCUAGAGGCAUGUGAAGAGACUGAGCCGAAAGUAACUGAAGCUGGUAUCAAUACAUCUACUGAAGAUGCACCACCAGAAAAACAAUGCAGACAUCCUGUAAAGCAAGACUCUGUGGAGUCACAGCUGAAGAGGGUUGAUGCUACCAGAGUUGAUGCUGAUGAUAUAGUUGAAAAAAUACUUCAAAGUCAAGACUUCAGUUUAGAUUCAAGUGCAGAAGAAGAAGGUUUGAGAUUAUUUGUGGGCCCUGGUGGAAGCACUUCUUUUGGAAGCCACCAUCUACCCAACAGAGUCGGAUCUGGAGCAUACGAGCAGGUGGUGAUAAAACGUUAAACUGGAAUGUCAAAUGAGGAAAAGCUGGAGCUCUGGUGUUGAUACUUCUGGUGUUGUUUGCUCUGUCACAAGAGCUAAGGAAGACAAAAUGAACUCAAUGUGAUCUUUUUCUGAAAAACAGUGGAAUGCCUCUUGCUCAUAGAGCAUCAUCUUCUGUGGUAUGAAGGCAAUGUUUAGCUAUGUGUACCUUGAGAGAGCAAUUGGAUCAUUUUUUGUAAGCUCUGAUGUUAGUGGAAUUACUUAAUUUCUGUGAAACAUCUGUGGAAGUAUGUCCCAUUUCAAUAUUUUAUAUAAAGAGAUCACCUGUGGUGAUGGCCUUUGUUCAUAAUGUUGUUUCUAAAGAAACUUCUGAAAGCUGGUCUUAACCUGAAAAAAGUCAUUACUGAUUUUGAUCCUACAUGCCAUUUUAGUUUUACAGAAGCUAAUUACUCCUAUCAAGUCAAGUUUUUGUCAUGUCAAAAUUAUAGCCUCCAAAAAAACAGGCCAGCUAUAUUUUAACUUAACCAAAACCUUCUGAGUACUGAGCACAAUUUCAUUUUAAGGUUCAACAGAGGAGAUGAACAUCAGGUACAUUUAAAACAAACCCCCAAAACUAAAUAAAUCUAGAUCUAAGAUCUAAACCAGCAAUUAAUCAGUUGUUUUAACUGUAAAUUAAGGCUACAGGUUUAAAUACAUCAAACGUGACCUUUUUUUGGUUCAAGUGAUGAAAAAAAGUGGGAUUCCACACCAGAACACUAGGGCACAGUAGCAUUUUAUCAAGAAAGCUGCCUUGAUUAUUAAAUCUGGAGAGCAGCAGCUGCUCCCACAGAAACUGACUUUAAUAAUGCAUGAACAUUGAGAUGGAUGGUACUGUUUACAAACCUUGUCAGUAGUUUACUACCACUAAAUUUUUUUAAUUGUAGUUUAAUCCUUCACAGUCAGUGCUUUGCUUGUGUUUUGAAUGUGCUGUGCAGGAUUGGGGGGUGUGCAGGGAGAUUAAACCAUUUACUAAAGAAUUUAAGCUUUAAAACUAGGUAAACAUCUGUACUAUUAAUAUAACUUGUUAAGAGAAGCACUUUAUUGUAGGCAUACUCUGCACACUGAAAAAGUCUUUGUUGAACACUUCUUUUGCUAUCUGUCCACUGUUACAUUAGGUCAAUGUACUGUAUUUAAAUUUGCACAAGUAGUGAUUUGCCUGAUUGGCAAGAAAGAGCUCUUUAAAUUUUCUCUGAGAAUAUGAAAGAAUCAUUUUUUAAAGGUAUGUGUUGGGUAACAAAUAGGUAUAAUUAAUUGUAAACUGCAAAUGACUUAAAUUUUUUUAUACAUUUAGUGGUACUGUUUAUCAGUUAAGGCCUGGAAUAAGUAAAAAUAGUGUGGCCACUUUUGAAAGCUCAGAAUGCUUCAAAUUUUGCUCAGAGUGAUGUUUGGCACCUUUUAAAUUGAUGCAGAAGUAGGGCCAUAUUUAAAAGGUUAAAUUAGGAACAGCAGACUUUUUUUCCCCAGAAAUCCAUAGCAGAAUUAUUAAAUUUUUAUUUGUAUAUUUAAGAAAAUUUCAGCUUUCAAAGCUAGAAUGCUGUUAUUGAGUAUGAUGAAUAUGAGCUAUUUCUCAGUUUUGGUACUUGCAUACUUUUAUUUCUACUGUUAAUUAUGAUCUCUUUAGAGUGUAUAAUGAGGUAAAAGAAUUAAUACAAUGAUUCUAUUUUAGCUGCUCUUAACAGAAGUGUGGUAUUAUCAGCUUCUGUUCUCCACAGGAAUUUUAAACAGAAACUACUCAACUGGUGGUAUACAAAUCUCUCUCAGAACAUUGUCUCCUUUCCUGUUAUAUAACUAAUUCAUACCAAAAAAUCCCAUUGCAGGCAAAAGAUGCCAGAAAUUUGAAUACAUUCUUUGCUUUCAGUACUCUUUGACACAGCUAUAGUUGUUGAAUAAUCUAUUAAAACUAGUAGUAGCUAAAUGGUAGUUUACUUGCAUUUACUAGGAAAACUACAUGUAGUUUGAGGAAAACAGACUUUUAAAAAACACUGUACAGCUACUUAUGUAAUUCUCAAGGGAAUUCCCAAGGCCUAUUGCAUUUUAUGUUAAACAACACAGCUAAUGGUCCUAGAUAAUUUGUUUAUUAAAACCAGUAUUUUCUUGCCUGAGCAGAUCUUUUAAAUAAUAGUGAAGUUGACAAAGAAAUCCAUCUUUUCAUAAAACUGUAUCUUAAUUUAUUCUUCUGACUUGACUUACAACUCUUCAUGAAGUGAUAAUCUAACUGUGCAACAUGUAAGUGAAACAUAACCUUCAAAUUUAGGUGCUGUAUUUUCUUUUUUGUAAACUAUGUUAUAUGAAUACUAGAGGCUUCCAUGCUGUAAACUGUUUGGGAUGUACUGGUGGAUUAUGAGUUUUUUAAACUGUAUUUAAAUACAAGUCUCUCAGACGUUCAAUAAACUCACGUCUUCA